UCCUAUUGGCAACAUUCCUGGAUGUUUCUUCAAAGCGAUCAGACGUAAUUUUGAAUGAGAUCCCUUUAAAGGGUCAUGGAAUAGUGUUACGUACAAGCGACGCGCACCGUAAGGUGCUGCAGCACAAACAAAUAAUCAUGGCGUUUUUUCACAAUGAUGUUUCUACAUCCCCUUCGCUUUACUUGGUGGUUUGGGAAACACACAUCAAGCAAAAUCAUGGUCGACUGUCAAAUAAAUUUGGAGAAGUGGCUGGAAGAUGUCACUCUCUUCCAAAAUGAGCCCGAGGAAUUCCAUUUCGACUUCAGUGAAUUGUUAGGCACUCCGAAGGCAAGUAAUGAAGUGAAGCAAGUCAAUCCUGGCCUGCCUGACUUAGGCUGGCUGGAUGAGAAAGUUGACUUGUCUGUCUUCGACAACCCUAAUAAUUUGCUGCUUCAUCCGAAUGAAGCGGAAACGUUGAUGUUAGAGGAUGCGGCAAAUAUCUUAUUCGGCUUAGUGGACGGCAAUGCCAACUUGGACACUUCUAACUUGCCUUCUGAUGCCUUUAAAAUUGAUGAAAAUGAAAUCUUCAAAGAUCUCGAGGUUCCUGAUUUUCAAACUUCGUUUGGAUCACCACAAAUUUCAGAAUCACAUCUUGCUUCUCCAGGCAUCAGCUCGCUGCAAGUAAAUUCACCUUUCUUUUCCACCCCUGUUCCAUCGCCGACCAACACAUCGUCUGUUUUCUCGGAUGCAUCGUUCGAUGUAUCGGAAGCUUCCCCGGCCCCCUCGGAUGACACCUCAGACUGGCUACCAUAUGAAGAUAAAUCUUUUGAGAAGACUACCCCCGAAGUAUUCGUUACUGUCUGCGAUGAUGUCUCUCAGGAUACGUCGGAUUUCGAGCCAGCCAGCUUAGAGGAGAUUUCUAAAUCGGUAAGGAAAAGAAAAUAUGUAAACAAUGGAAAAGAAAUACCCAAGAUUCGUAUUAUAAUGAAAGAUUCCCUCCAACCAUACAAAAUUCCUCCAUCGAGAACGAAGGAUCGACGUGAAAGGAAAAAAGUUCAGAACAAAGAGGCUGCUGCAAGAUAUCGCAUUAAGAAGAGAAUGGAAGAGGACUUGCUAUCCACUGAGGUCAUGGGUCUUGAAACUGAGCAGAAAAAAUUAAAGGAGAAGUGUGAUGGACUUCAGGCUGAAAUUAAGUAUUUAAAAUCCCUUAUGCGAGAAAUCCUGGAGAAGCGAGGAGUUUUAAAAUAAUUUUUUUAUUCUCAUUUUUCUCAUAGAUUAGGACUCAUUUUUGUAUUAUAGUUACAAUGUAGCAAUUCAUUUCUAGACAAAUAGCAUUGGGCUCACCAUAUUGUAUACCAAACCACCUUUUUUUAUGUAUUUCUUAUUUACAAAUAUAGAUAAUUAAAUAUCUAAAUUGUCUUCUGCCUCA
Messenger RNA from Uloborus diversus, 1408 nucleotides. It is a transcript of the gene crc, whose product is annotated as cyclic AMP-dependent transcription factor ATF-4-like. Gene Ontology annotation, molecular function: DNA-binding transcription activator activity, RNA polymerase II-specific; RNA polymerase II transcription regulatory region sequence-specific DNA binding. The transcript has 3 exons. Bases 154 to 1227 code for a protein of 357 amino acids. Gene Ontology annotation, cellular component: nucleus. The record is from RefSeq and is a predicted model, not a curated record. NCBI's taxonomy places the organism in Eukaryota, Metazoa, Arthropoda, Arachnida, Araneae, Uloboridae. Gene Ontology annotation, biological process: regulation of transcription by RNA polymerase II.